AGUGUUUUGGAAUUUUUCUUUCCAGCCCGAGCCGUUAUUGAAGUACGAAAACAAAGAUGAACCAUCCUCAUCCUAUUCAUUGCAUAGAGUCACCCUUUUCCUUCCCACCGCCAUUUGAGAACGGCACCGAUGCCUCGCUCUUCGUCCCCGGUUUUGGAGGACUCCCAGUCAAGCUCGAACUCCACCUUGAAGAUCGAUUCACUCGUGCCACUUUGGAAUGGGCUCAAGAUCUUCCUACCACUGCCCGAGAGCUCGCAAUGCUUACUCUGAUGGACAAGAUUACCGACAGACCAAACUGGUUCAAAGAAGUCCUUGAUGAGAAAGCCAUUUCAAAACUACGUGAAAAAGCACUCGGCCAGAAAUUGAUCAGUACGAAAGCUUGGGAAUGGUGUCUUCUAGAACUCCAAGACAAGGCUCGUGUCUUUCCAGAGGAUAAAAGAACCCUGGUCUACAAUACUGGAGCUGGUAUUUGCAAAUCUGACACCAUCGUUGACGAAGGAACUCGGACUUUGUUGAAGGAGAGCAUUGCUGUGUUCAUGGAUUCGACUUUGGCAGCCCAUGAUCAAAGACGACAUCCAGCACAGCAGAUGAAUACCAUUGUGGAUCCUAUGAUGUAUCCACUAAUAUAUGGCAAAUCUCUGUAUCUCGACGGAGAAGCAGUGCAUGUCGCAGAUCUAUUCGGAUCCAUCAGUAAAGCCAAAGUCGCACCAGAACCUCGAUCAGAGAAUGGGUGGAAUCGAAAACAAUCUGAUCGGGCCGGUUGGUCCUUGAAUCAUCAAAGAUUACCUUGCGAAGCCGAAUUUACGGGAGAUACUGGGACGGAAUUCCGCGUAACUUCCUACAUCAAUGGUAUUCAUCCUGGGUUUGAAACCUUGUAUGGUGCAAUUGAGAAAUUGAUCUCACAUUCAAUCAAACCCUGGAAUGAUGUACUCAUCAAAGACCAACGUCGUGGACGCACACCUGCACGCGUAAAGACGUACGGCGUGUCUUGCGAGCCCGAGACACCUUGCUGGAGAAAAUACACCGAUGCAGGAAAGAAGCCAGGGACCGCCGAAUACUACACCGCCAUCCAAGAAGCAAAAGCUUACUGCGACUUGCCCGACUGGGACGCCUCGAUCGAAAGCUAUGGUACGAAGAGUUCGAGCAUGUACGAGACAACAGAUGAUAUUGAGGGCUGGCUUGAGAAAGGAAAUUGUCUAGGCUUCCUGAUGUGGGAACAGCAUGACAGACUGGUGCAUCCCGUUCACCCAGAACCUAGCGAUGCAUACAGCUAUCAGCAAUGGAAGACCGGGCUAGUCAGUGAGGAAAUUUGCAAGGAGAAUCUCACACGCUCUAAUUGCCAAUACAAAUGCCCGGACCUAGACCCCUCUUUCAAUCACGAAUUUUACAACGUAAACCUCCAAGACACUUUUCGAAACAAGGGACUUCAGAUAAUUGUCAAAAUUGUCAAUGUCAAGUUGACUCCGGAAAAUCCAGACUUCAGAGGAACACACUGGCAUAUCGAAGGUUCUAAAAACGACCACAUCGUUGCAAAUUCCCUGUACGUCUUCGAUUCAACCAACGCCAUUGCCUCCGGGAUAUCAUUCCGUCAAGAGAACGAUAUCUAUCUCGAUGACCACUGCGAUGUCAAAGACGACGAUGAGGCCCUCGAAGACGUGUUGACCGUCUUCGCCAUCACAGACAAAGAACACAUCGUUCCUGGCUAUCCAUGCGAAGCACCGGCUCUUCAGGAACUAGGCAGUGUAGGCUUACCCGAAGGUCGCUUGAUUGCGUGGCCGAAUAUGUUGCAUCACCAUUUACAUGGUGUUGAAUUGAUCGACAAGGACAAAGCUGGAUGUUUGAGCUAUGUUGUCUUAUCGCUGGUGGAUCCAUAUUAUCGCAUAUGUUCGACUAGGAACGUGGUUCCGCAGGAUCGUAGAUGGUGGGCCGAAGAAGCCAUCAUUGCAGCUAUACCGCCGGGUAUGAUAGUCCCCAGGGAGAUCGUCGAUCACAUCAACAGUUUCACUGGUGACUGGCAAUUGAACCCAACAGAGGCAGAAGAAGUAAAGGAAAGGAUGACGGAAGAUUAUGAAAGACACAGGGACUUGUUGAUGAAUUGGCCGGCCAACAGAUAUAGUUUCAGCCACAGCGACUACAACAUGUUUGAUGUGCCGCCGUUUUUAGAUAUGAGGUAUGCGGAUGGGAGAUCCAAGGUUGAGCGCGGAAGGGUUUGA
Aureobasidium pullulans EXF-150 is the source of this 2213-nucleotide messenger RNA. RefSeq lists its product as uncharacterized. The transcript has a single exon. The record is from RefSeq and is a predicted model, not a curated record. Lineage: Eukaryota; Fungi; Ascomycota; Dothideomycetes; Dothideales; Saccotheciaceae. Bases 57 to 2213 code for a protein of 718 amino acids.